CCGCGCGCCGCACUCUGACCCCGCCCCUUUCCGAUCCCGCCCCUUUCAGACCCCGCCGAACAUCCGCUUCCGGUUCCCAGACAAAACUGGCGGUGAGCUGAGUCUGAGGUGGCAGAGGCCUGCCGGCGGGAGAGGGCCUUACCAGAGAUGGACAGCCGGAUUCCUUACGAUGACUACCCAGUGGUUUUCCUGCCUGCCUAUGAGAAUCCCCCAGCUUGGAUUCCUCCCCAUGAGAGGGUAUACCACCCAGACUACAACAACGAGUUGACCCAGUUUCUGCCCCGUAUCGUCACACUGAAGAAGCCCCCUGGAGCUCAGUUGGGAUUUAACAUCCGAGGAGGAAAGGCCUCCCAGCUAGGUAUCUUCAUCUCCAAGGUGAUUCCUGACUCUGAUGCACAUCGAGCAGGACUUCAGGAAGGAGACCAAGUCCUAGCGGUGAAUGAUGUGGAUUUCCAAGAUAUUGAGCACAGCAAGGCUGUUGAGAUCCUGAAGACAGCUCGCGAAAUCAGCAUGCGUGUCCGCUUCUUUCCCUACAAUUAUCAUCGCCAAAAAGAGAGGACUGUGCACUAGAGAGUUGGAACCCACAGCGCUCCCUGUGGAAUCUUCCAGGACAAGCUAACUAGACCUCAGGGAAGCCACUUGGGGAGCUCUACUCUCAGCCCCACCCUGGCGGAGUGGAGGGGGAGGAUGGGGAGACACGAGGCUCUGCACUGAGCAAGCUAGCCAACUGCAUUAUCCAAACUGUACUGCACUUUCACUUCCCCAGUUUUGUAGGUGAGCUUCAUUCCUGGAAAGGAGAAGGAUGACAAUGUCUGGGUAUAGCUUAGCUUUUGGAGAACCCUGCUAGAAAAGGCAACUGACAUUUAUUAAAUACCAUGUGCUAGGCAGUUCCACACAUGUCAUAGCAUUUUCAUCAGAGUAUAGAAAUCAGUAGAAAAAGAGGGAUCUGGGGGAGGUCUCCCAUCUAAUCUGCCUGGCUUUCUGAUCCCAUCCUUACACUACCAGUCUCAAACUUUGGAGACUCCAGUGGAACCCUGUUUUUCCCCCUCUCUCCUUCUAUCUCUUCCCUCCAAAAGUAAAACACAAUGCUGAGGAAAUAUUGGUGUGACUUUUGGAUGAUACUGAUUGGGUGUCAAAUGCUUUUGAGGAAAAAUAAAAGCUCUUCCAUAGAGAGGAGCCACUAAGCAACAGAGCAGCACUAUACCUACUUUGCAACUAUCUCUGGCCAGAACAUUAGGGAGGCCCAGGACGCUUAUCUGCAGUAUAACCAAGGAAUGGUAUAGGGUGAGGGGUACUGGAGGAAACAGCGCCCCUCCCCCCAUGAACUGUGGCCAUUUCUCUGCAAGGGGACAGUAUUAAUAUAGUUCUGUCUUCUCUUUUCCCAGAUUCAUCUGGAACAUAAACUAAGGGAGAGACUUAGAUGCACUUCUUUUCAGGGACAACAGUAAGAAAUUGGUUCCCAAUUUCCACCUCGUAGGUUGAGUAUUAUUGACCUCUGACUUCUCCAGUUUUCUUCACCUCAGCCCCCAAAUAACCUUCUGCUCUAUUCUUAGUUCUUUCAUACCAAUCUGUGUUAGAGAUUCCAGGCCACACCUUAUUCCAUUUCCUUGGCAUGUUCACAAUACCCAUUCAGAAUAGAAAGUUUUCUAAAGAGGUAUGGGGUGAAGUAGGACCCCGGAAUAAAAGUCCCAAAUUUGCCUUCAGAGAAUCCUGGGAAGUAUUAGUAUAUAUUUCAAAGCCCUUCCCCUGGAGAGUGAUUCUUUUGGUCUGAGAUGGAGCCUGGAAAUCUGAAUUUUUGAAUAAGGUGAAUAACAAACAUAGGAAACAGUUCUAAAUACUAGUACUGUAUCUGUAAGAAAGUUCUGGUUUUUCCUAUAAAUCCCACCCUAGCUCUACAAUGGGCCCUCUUCUGUUGGCUCAAUCCCAUUGUUAGGUAGCAGCAUCCUGGUGAACAUUGCGGGAGGUAGAAUUAAUCUAGCUGUGUCUAUGCUUCCUGGGAAAUUCCCCUCCCCCACCCGAUAUAGACUAUAUGGUAGUAUUUGCUCUGCUGCCCCCCAAUGGCCAUCUGAGGAAGAAACUAGUGGCAGAGAUACACAAAGGCAUAUUGGCUGAGUCUACUGAAUGUUGAGGUCCAAGACUCUCCCUGUGGUUAAAAGGCUUUAAAACAACUCAUAUAAGAAGUGUGGCAAACAGGGUGAAAAAAAAACAAACAAACCCAGCCAGAUGCCAGGGGCCUAAAAGGGAAAACCCCUCCUGCCCAAAAUUGGUUCUCACUUUGAGGUAUUUGGAAUGGUUCUGUGUUGGGGCACCAGCAUGAUACAACUGCAGGGUGGAGGUACAGGAAGAGCGUACUGAAGCUGCAAGCAAUCAGAGGCUAAGGUGAAAGGACCAGUCAUUUAUUGAGUGUGUAGAUAAGAAGGAACUGUAUCAGCCUGUGAAGUAUCCCAGCUGCUAUAGAGCUGUAUGCCCUAGAGAUUGUCUUUUAGUAGUCAGAGGAGGUAAGUUGGGAUUCCUGGGCCCUGUAAGAACUUUCCACCCAGGAGCUGUGAGAAGCAGUCAAGAAAAAAUGAUAGCAUUUUCAAGGGUUCCAUUUUACUCCUAAGCCUAGGAAUUGGACAAGAGCUUACUUAGUGGCCAAGUAUUUAAACCAUAAAUGUGAGGUUGUGGGAGAAGGACUGGUACUAGGAAGCCCAAAUGCAAUGAAUUUAUUAAAUUAGGCAGAGAGACAGCCUAAGCUAUCAACAGGAAUAAUGGCUUUUGAUGUCUGGCUCAUUGGAGGGUGUCAGUUGGAUUUUACCAUUGAGGUGUGUGUGAAGGUAGGAAGAUAAUAGAGUGUGGUGGCUGGGGUCAAAUCUCAACUCCCAGGGGCAUCUUCUAGGAAACACAGAAAAGGAGUUUUUAUCCAUUUCACCUAAAGGCAAACCAGGGAGCUACUUUGGGCUGAAGUUAGUCCCAUUUUCCUUUAAGUAUCAGGCAGAAAAAUUGGCAGGGCCGUCAACUCAGCAAAGGAAGUUUGCCUUCUCCCAGCAAAGCUGGGAGAGAGGAUCCUCUCUUCCCUCAGUGGAGACGAAUUAACCUCCGGCAGGAAGGGCAAAAGCUGUGCACUGGAAUAAAUGUGCGUGUAUGCUCAAAAGAAAAAAGGUCAAGUUCAGAGACGUGAUUCCAGGCCUUUGCACUGUAUGAUGGGGAGAUGAACCUUACCCCCAAACCCAUGAUAGGACAAGCCAGGUUAUCCAAAGAGUAAGCAGUGGUGGGUAGCUAGAGAUGAGUGCAUUAGAAUGAUCAUAAAGAGAAAUGAGUAUUUUUCACAUUGUAACUGGUUUUGGCACUGGUCUCAAUAAACAUCACAUUGAGAUCUCUGAA
Messenger RNA from Vicugna pacos (alpaca), 3363 nucleotides. RefSeq names its product PDZ domain containing 11 (gene PDZD11). Gene Ontology annotation, molecular function: protein binding. NCBI's taxonomy places the organism in Eukaryota, Metazoa, Chordata, Mammalia, Artiodactyla, Camelidae. The record is from RefSeq and is a predicted model, not a curated record.